UUGAACGUGUUCGACUUUUGCGCAACUUUCAACCUGCAUGACGUUAUAAAAUCGUUUUCUUGUUCGCUUUGAACCGGUCUUUACAGAAAAUGAUUAUACCGUGAGUUGCGAAAUCCGCAAUGAAAAAGGUGGCGCAAACCUCACAAACAGUUUGUGUCUAUCGUAUUGGUGCGUUCACCCUGUCCUUUCCUGCAGGAGGAUUGUCAUUCUGUACAAAACUCCCGAGCUUUCUUUUGUAACAGACGCAUGGGGUAAAUAUUGAUCUUUGUGUUGAGCUUUGGUAGAGGACAAGGACGAUGGUUUCAGAUUGUGUAAGCUACUUCAGUUAGUCAGAUAAGGUCGUUCCCGUGUUGGGCACUGCUGCAGGCACACUAGAGUGCAGACGGUUCCCGUCGACAGCUUCGUCAGUAGUGAAACCAUAUAGGAAAAGACUCAAGGCCUACGACGUGCGGUGCGGAGAUGGCUGUCUUGGAGCUUAUAACAGAAAACACAGGCACGGUUUUGCUGUUCGUAGUCACCUUGGUGGUUCUUCUGCUGUACCAGAACGCAAGGAGGCCGGCUGGGUUUCCCCCAGGACCCCCUGCACUCCCCAUCAUUGGCAACGUACUCACUUUUCGGUCUUCAGAGCAAAUCUACAAGAUAUUCCAACGGCUAGCGGAGCAGUAUGGACGCAUAUUUUCCCUGAAGCUCGGCAGCUUCUGGGUGAUUGUCUUAAACGAUGUGGAAGACAUCCGUGAGGCUCUCAUCAAGCAGCCGAUUGCCUUUGCUGGAAGGCCUAAUCUCUACACAACAAGCAUAGUGACCGAUGGAUUUCAAGACAUUGCGUUCAGCGACUACAGUCCCGACUGGCAACUUCACCGGAAGAUCGGCCACGCCGCGCUCAGACACUUUGCAAGUGGUGAAAAGCUCAACAAGCUUGUGCACAGUGUGCUGCCUGGCUUCGCCAAGGUACUAGACCAAUCGGCGGGCAAGCCUUUGGAUCUGAAGGAUGUCAUUGAUCGGAGCAUCUACAUAGUUCUGGCUAACAUGUGCUAUGGGAAAAGUCACGAUUUUGAUGACCCAUUCCUCACCAAAUGGUUUGCCCUGAACAAGCGAGCACAGGAACUCGUAGGGGGCGGACUUCCACGUGACUACAUCCAUAGUCUUAGGUAUCUGCCUCUCUCUUCACGGGAGAAACGAGUGAAGGAGCUUUCCAAAGAAAGCUUGGAUUACAUAUACGACGAAUUCAAAGGUCAUCGUGACUCUUUCAAGCCAGAUAACAUAAGAGAUUUGUUCGAUUCGCUGAUCGCCGCCCAGCAGGAAGACGCAGCGGAGACUGGAUCAAACGCUAAUUUCCUGACAGACACAAGGGUUAUUCAAACAGUUGCAGAUUUGUUUGGAGCUGGUACUGGCACGACGAUUCCAGCGCUGUACUGGGCAGUCGCCGUCAUGAUUGAACAUCCUCAAAUUUUGGAGCGUGUUACCAAAGAGAUAGAUACAGUCAUAGGUCCAGACCGUCUACCGUGCUUGUCAGACCGAAGCUCUAUGCCCUACACCGAGGCAACCUUGAUGGAAAUCAACCGAUACGGGGUGGUGUCGCCCAUUGGAUUGCCCAAAUCGGUUACCAAAGAUACAGUCUUUCGUGGCUUUACCAUCCCUAAGGAUACCAUGGUUGUGCUCAAUGUGUGGGCAGUGCAUUAUGACCAUAAGCACUGGGACGAACCGAAUAAGUUCAAACCAGAGCGCUUCCUGGACGAGAGCGGGACCAAGCUGGUCAAGCCGCCAGCCAGCUUUAUGCCCUUCGGUGUCGGCCGUCGCUCCUGCAUCGGGGAGAACUUCGCUAGGGGUGAGAUCUUCAUCCUCUUCUGCUGGCUAGUCGGCCGCUAUUCCUUGUCCAAGGUGCCAGGAAGGGAGGACGAGUCGUUACUCACACUCGACCUAAAAGGACCGCUUAACCAUGAACCCCGCCCGUUUGAAAUCAUCGUCAGGAAAAAGUGAGCGAUGGAAAAUUUGUUCUUAGGUACGUAAGUUAAUGAACGCUCAACACCGUGAAUCAGUAUCACCGCUUAUUAAAUCUAGUCAAAAACUUAAAAUGUGUAAUUUUUAAAAUUAUAUUGUACAUUGUGUCCGCUAAAUUCACAUUUUCCAAAGGUUUAUACUUCGUCUGAAAGUUUGUUUCGUCCUCAUCCAUAUGUUACUAGCAAAUCGUAUUGUGGUCAUACAUGACUGAUCAGAGUCAGUCUGAAUUGAUGGUGCCAAGUCUGCUUUUCUUACGAGACGUGGUGAGCUCUGUUGCACAUUUUUAGGCUUUUCAAAUUUCGAUCUGUUGAAAAACAUUGUUUUCAAGCUCCAUUUACAUAUUCGCUGGGGAAUAAACAUAUUAGCAGAAUAAGCCCUCUG
Acanthaster planci (crown-of-thorns starfish) is the source of this 2379-nucleotide messenger RNA. RefSeq names its product steroid 17-alpha-hydroxylase/17,20 lyase-like. Gene Ontology annotation, biological process: hormone biosynthetic process; progesterone metabolic process. The record is from RefSeq and is a predicted model, not a curated record. NCBI's taxonomy places the organism in Eukaryota, Metazoa, Echinodermata, Asteroidea, Valvatida, Acanthasteridae. Gene Ontology annotation, molecular function: iron ion binding; steroid 17-alpha-monooxygenase activity; heme binding.